This is a messenger RNA of Portunus trituberculatus (swimming crab), 5468 nucleotides long. RefSeq lists its product as uncharacterized. Bases 371 to 4120 code for a protein of 1249 amino acids. The record is from RefSeq and is a predicted model, not a curated record. NCBI's taxonomy places the organism in Eukaryota, Metazoa, Arthropoda, Malacostraca, Decapoda, Portunidae. Gene Ontology annotation, molecular function: polyamine oxidase activity. The transcript has 16 exons.
GCCCAUGACGCAGGCAUUCUUCAGUUUCUUGUACCAUGAGGUAUCAUUUUUCCCUUCUCUGACUGUGACCACCACUACUAUAAAAAUAGGCAGUUCUCUCCAUCUUAAAUGACGAGUUCCACCGACAUCUUUUUAUAGGUUAAUAAAAACGGCAGAAAAAAAAAAAGACGUAAGAAGAUGACCUGUUGGAGUGGGGAUAGUAUAUAAGAAGCAAACUGGUUUGCCGCGGCUCACUACUACACGCAACGCCGGAUCGGAAAGAAGCAGCAGAAUCCGAGAAGCCUCAACAACUGCAGGCCCAGGAAAACAGCGAGAAGCAGCAGAUAGACAGACGAGGCCACAGGCCCAGCAGAAGGGGCCAGUGCACACUAUGGUGACAGAGGGGGAGGUGUGGUGGCACAGAUGUCGGUGGUGGUACGUCCCUGUGGUAGCCGUUCUGCUAGUGAUCUCUGGCCAGACUUGCACCUCCGCCUCCUUGUCAGUCUCCAAAGACUCCAGUGCGUCCAAAUCUAACACCACGCAGCUGCAAGACACCACUGAUUCUUGGAAUGAUGGAAGUCCUAGUAUUAAUGAAAGGAAGCAACAUGAUUCAGACGAAGGAACCAUAGUUGCCGGUACACAUAAGGUAGACGAUAGCGAGGAUAAUAUCAAUGAAGAUAGAAUUGAAAUCGUCGAGAUGAGAAGUGAAAAGGAAAGGAUUAGUAAUUAUGAAAAUCUUCACAAGGAUGUGCUUACGCUGGAGGAGGUAAAGAGAAAAAUGGAAGAAAAAGAUAACUCUCCUGAAGUAUUCCGUCCAGACGUAGUGGAGAAUAAAUUACAGCGCCUCUUGGCCUUCUUUGACCCGGCCAAGCAGGACGGGAGGAGCGGCGUCAAUGACAGAGUUAGUCUGUGGGAGUUCUUGGUGAACUAUGUUACCGGCAACGUUCAGCCUCCAUUGCAUCACCAGUCCUACACUAAAGCAAUAGAGGAGCCUCCACCAACCCAUCCUUGUGACAAUGUCCCCGGAAGCUAUAACCAAUGGUUUCGCAACGCGGUACCCCGGAGAGUGGUGGUAGCAGGAGGUGGAGUGGCUGGCUUAGCCGCCCUCACCACCCUCAUCAGACUGAAGGUAGACGAUGUGUUGCUUCUCGAGGCUACCGAUCGCAUGGGAGGUCGCGUAAAGACAGUCGUUCACGGUAACUGGGUGGCAGAGGAAGGGCCGGGACUAAUCCAGGGAGGCCGCAAGAACCCCAUAUACCAGAUCGCCAGAGAGGAGGGAGCUCUCGGUGAGCCUGUUGACAAUACUCUGCAAGCUGAAAACGUGGUGACAAGCAGAGGGCAGGAAGUGAUCCGCGCUGUCAAAGAGCUGCAUGCAAGCAUCCAGCAACACCUGCGUCACACUUUUGACACCAAGGAGCUAGAAGAUUAUUACGACAAGUCACUUGGAGAGUUUCUCAGCAGCAGACACCAGUGGUUAUGGGGGCCGACAAGAGAGCUGAGCCUUAGGGCAGCGUCAGAACACAUCAUUCAUCAGGGUGUGAAUAUUCAGUUUGGCUCCUACACCUGGUUCAACAUAUCGGCUCAUGAUGCAGAUAAUUUCAUGGCGCUUGGACAAGAUCACACCUGGCAAGGUGGGAUGGAAGGUCUGGUACACACAUUGAUGAACAAGGUACCCAAAGGGCAGGUAAGAAUGCUGAACCCUGUCUGCAAGGUGUAUUGGGACCUUCCUGAUGGACUUCAUACCCUGGUGGUGACUGCAGAUGGGUCUUCCUACCUUGCUGACCACGUGCUAAUAAUGCUUCCACUGGGUGUGCUGCGAGAGCGACACAGCCACACCUUUGAACCACCACUCCCUACUAGCUUAUCAAGAGCAUUAACAUUGGUGGAGCCUGGAACAGUCAACCAAAUCAACCUUGGAUGGGCCUCACCAUGGUGGGGCAGUGGACCUUUCCAUAUGGAUGUCUUCUGGAAUAACAAUGAUUUUCCCCCAGAAAUGGAUUGGGUAUCCAAUAUAGUGCAAGUGAAGGGCAUAUAUCACCACCUUGCUAUGCUGCAAAUGAAAGUGACAGGAGAGGCUUCAUUCAUUAUGGAGAGAUUGGAUCCAGAAACUAUUAUCUCCCAUCUCAUCACCUUCCUGCGUGCUACCAACAAGAACAGUAUUGUACCUCUGCCACUCUUUUUCCACAGAUCUAAGUCCGGUGAGAACAUGUGGGCGCGAGGAUCUUAUCAGUCUUAUGUGACAGCAGGAAGAGGUGCUUUCCAUCUAAAGGAUCGCUCUCCACUUGCUGCAAGGCUUUACAACUCCAGAAGGAUUCAAUCUGUGUUCUUUGGAGGAGAGCAUACAUCUACAACGCGAUUUGGCACUGUAGAUGGAGCAUUUCUGUCAGGAGUGAAGGGAGCUCUCUGGGUUACAGAUCAACUGUGGCAGGAAGGAGGAAAGAACAACACAUUGCCCUCCAACUGUCCCCAAAAUGUGCUAAGGAAGACUUAUUACAAUCUUUACAGACAUCCAGAAAGAUAUCAGGGUAUUGUGUCUUGUGAUAAUCAUGACAGAAAAAAAGUACCUAAGAAAAGGAAAAGAAAGAUGAAAAACAUAAAGAAAAAGAAUAAACACACUCAGUUUGUGCCAGAAUAUUUGUUUCAGAGGACAAAAUCAAAUUCAACUCAGACACUGCAGAAGAAUUUGGCAAAAAAGACAGUAAGUAAUGGUUACAUAAAUAAAAAAAGAUUUAUAACCACACCCAAUGAAGAAUUUUCCAAAGUAAAAUUAUUGAAUAAUAGUACUGAUCGGAAAAACACACCAAAAAAUUCAAGUGGUAAGCAAAUUAAAGUAGCUAUAUUAAAUAAUAGAAAGAACAAAAAAGAAACAAGUCAUUUGGUGCCUUAUGAAAAAAUUAUUGAGAUGCUUAUAGAAAGGCUAAGUGAAUCAACUGAAGAUUUUUUACAAAGUGAAGAAAGUUAUCCUGGUAGAUUGGUAGCUCAAAGAAAGAAGAGUAUCAUGAAAAAGAAAAUAAAACUGAAGAAAAGAAGAAUGCAUAAAAAUAAAGGAAUGGUCUCCCCUCAAAACAGUGAUAGAUCAUCAGUCAGUGUUCCACAAUUUGAUAGGACUUUGAAUAUUUCAGGUUCUCAACAUUCUAUUAACAAUGAACAAAACAGUGAAACUCAUCUUCAUGUUUAUUUGUCACAUCCCAAAAAUCUCUUAAAUCUCACAACCGUAUCAGACCAAAAAGAUGUAAGAGAUGUAGAAAACAAUGGCAAGAUAAUAUUAGACAAGGAAAAGACACCUCAAUCCCUAUCUACAACAAAACUCGGAGAAAGAGAUGACCAACAAUCAAUAAUAACCUAUAAUAAUUUUCAUUUGCAACAAGAUCAACAAAAUCUUCCAACAAGCUCAAAGUUAAGAACUAGCUUGAGUUCUAGUGAAGUGGAAAACCAUUUUUAUUCUAUAGCAAAUUGGGAUGAUGACCCAAAAAUGGCAAAUGCAUUCACAGGCCACCUUAGCAACAAUGAAAGUUUUUUAUCCUCAAAUUAUACACCUCUGCAGUCCACAGUCAACCAUGAUCUAAUGCCAAAUGCUACUCAGAGUGCUACAAGAGUUUCUAGCACUCAGAUGCAAAUUGGGUUGCCUCUUCAAAAAUCCAAUUCAAAAGAUGAUGCACUUAAAAUUUCUGGUCAUGUUAUCUCUAAAAUACACAGCAUUGAAUGGGGAAAAAAUAAUACUACUUUCCGCGAAUUUAGUAACAGAAUAAAAGAGAGAAAGAAAAGACGUAAGUACAAAAGAAGAAACAAGUCAAAGAGAAGACCUAUGAAGAAACAACAAAAGAUCAAACACUUUUUGCAGGAAAUAAUAAGUAAAAAAAUUAAUGACAAUAUCCGGGAUAUUGAUAAAGAAAAGACUCAAAUGACUUCAACAACUGAGCCCUCUGAAUUGAAUGAAGACCAUGCUAAUACCAAAAGUUUGUUAAGUUUCUUGCCGUAUUUCAAAAGAGUCAAUGUUACAAGUAUGUUACAGCCAGUUAGAAACCUUCAGCCAAGCACUAAUACAUACAGUACUCUUUUGAUAUCACCACAUCAUGAAAUACCAAGGUUGGAUAUGGAAAAUAAAAGUAAGAAACAAAAUUAUUCAGACAUGUCAAUAUGAAAAUACAGAAUCCUCUCACUAUGACACCUAUGGAAUAAGAAAUGCUUAUUGGAUUUCAUGCAUCAACUUGUUGAAGAGUCUCAAGUGUUGAUUUCAAUAUCUAUCUCACUGAAUAUUGGUCCAAGACAUGAUGUUGAAAGACCUGUUUUUAAACCCAGAAUUCUUAAUGUUAGUUGGUCCUGCACUACAAUGCUCUGAGAUCUGCAGCCCACAAUUAGCCAAUCAUAAUGCUGUGCUGACUUAACUUAGAUUCUGUUGAGUAGCAUGCAGCAUUAGCUGCCUGCACAUUUUCUCUCAAACUGUCUUCAGUUCAUUUGUGGCUGUUGUGCACUCAUUAACAUUGUUGAGUUUAAGAAUUGCAGUUUCUUUAAGGGUAUUAUUUUUUCCUGUUCGUUUCUCUCCUCCAGACAAGAUGGGGAGUUGGGUGACAUAUGUUGCAUACUUGUGUUUGCUUGUAUCAGCAAAUGAAGAGGGAAGCUAGUAAGCUUAUUCCAUUGUUAGGAAAUACCUUCAAAUAACUAGUCUAAGUUAAAACAAUCAUUUACAGUAAGUCUCCUAUAAUUUUUCCUUUGCACAACUGUAUCAUUAUCAACUUUUUAACCACAAACAUGUCUAAAGUACUGCUAGUGUUAUUUUAAGAAGUGGUAGACUGCUUCACUGAAGGAGCACAAUGGAGCUGAUGAGUGUGUGUUGCAGGUCAUGGGCUUGUGUAUUGUUACCCAUAUGGGUGCAGCUGUAUUCCACCAUGCUGGCAGGAUUUUACUUGUUCCUUUCUCACUUAGAUUGUAUUGCUACCCGUAUGGGUGUGGUUGUGUUUUAAUGUGCAGGUGGUGUUCUACUUGUUUCUUUCUCAUUUCAUAGUUCUGCAAUGUGGUGUACAGUUGAACACUAAUAUGCUGAUUGUAAGCUGUUGACUGACAUUAUGAUAAAUGUACAAUAAACACAUUAAACCCUUCAUAAUGAUCAAUCAGGACCACCUCAUAGUAAGAGACAAUAAGUAAUCUAUGUGUGGUGGAAGAGUGACUCAUGUACUAUUUGCAUGCAGAAAAUAGUGAACACAAAAAUUAAUGUAUAAUUUGUGCAAGGACAUAAUUUCCCACAACAAUAUGUUUUCUUUAUAUUUGUGAUUGUAAAAUCAGUAACUAAAGAUUGUUAUGGUAUUUUUGAGCCAGACAAAUAUCUUAAUCUAGUUUAAAACUUUUGACUAACUAUCUUAGAAUGAAAUAAAUAUAUAAAUAAGUACUUUUAUAAUCAAAUUGUUCAUAAGACACCAUACACUGAGAUGCCUUGACUAAGCCAGUCAGUGAGAUUGCCAAUUAAUCUAGUACAGAAUAAAAUUAAAUUCAAA